This is a messenger RNA of Setaria italica (foxtail millet), 1309 nucleotides long. RefSeq names its product xyloglucan endotransglycosylase/hydrolase protein 8. The record is from RefSeq and is a predicted model, not a curated record. Bases 123 to 974 code for a protein of 283 amino acids. Gene Ontology annotation, cellular component: cell wall; apoplast. The transcript has 2 exons. Gene Ontology annotation, biological process: cell wall biogenesis; xyloglucan metabolic process. Gene Ontology annotation, molecular function: hydrolase activity, hydrolyzing O-glycosyl compounds; xyloglucan:xyloglucosyl transferase activity. Lineage: Eukaryota; Viridiplantae; Streptophyta; Magnoliopsida; Poales; Poaceae.
CUCUGCUUGGCCGCACAGAACCAACAGCACUUGUCCACACUCCACACUACCCCAGCCAGCCAGCUAAGCCUCUCCUCAUCCUCCAACUCCUCCAAGAAGCAGCGCAGAGCACCCACCCAUCCAUGGCGCUAGCGCGGCGGGUUCUGUCCGUCGCGGUGGCGGUGGCGCUCCUCGCGGCGUCGGCGUCGGCGGACUCGUGGCUGUACGAGAAGUUCACGACCGACGGCAACGUGCGCGCGGACUACAACUCGCAGGGGCAGCAGGUGACGUCGCUCAUCCUCAACCAGCAGUCCGGCGGCGCCUUCAGCUCCCGCCAGAAGUACCUCUACGGCGAGUUCAGCAUCCAGAUGAAGCUCAUCCCCCGCAACUCCGCCGGCACCGUCACAUCCUUCUACCUCACCUCCGGCGACGGCCCCGGGCACGACGAGAUCGACAUGGAGUUCAUGGGCAACAGCAGCGGGCAACCCGUUGUCCUCAACACCAACGUGUGGGCCAACGGCGACGGCAAGAAGGAGCACCAGUUCUACCUGUGGUUCGACCCCUCGGCCGACUACCACACCUACACCAUCAUCUGGAACGACAAGAACGUCAUCUUCAAGGUGGACGACCUCUUCAUCCGGAGCUUCAAGCGCUACGCCGACCUCCCGUACCCCGGCGGCAAGCCCAUGUCCGUGCACGCCACGCUCUGGGACGGCAGCUACUGGGCCACGCAGCAGGGGAAGGUGAAGGUCGACUGGGCCGACUCCCCCUUCGUCGUCUCCUACCGCGGCUACAACGCCGACGCCUGCACCCCCAACGGCGACGGCCGCCCGCUCUCCUGCCCCGCCGGCACCGACCGCUGGAUGAACCGGCAGCUCAACACCGCCGAGUGGGGCACCGUCGCCUGGGCCAAGAAGAACUACAUGCACUACGACUACUGCGAGGAUGGCUGGAGGUUCCCGAAAGGAUUCCCCGCCGAGUGCUCGCGCCACUGAUUGGUUGUGAUUCUUCUCGCUCCGGUUCAUCAUCCCAAUCAUCCCCGUCUACACAUCCACCGCCGAUUGUUCUUGAUUGAUUGAUUCCAGGGAUGAUGACUCGAUUCCAAUCCCCUCAUUGGUGUUUGUUGUUCUUCACCUCUGGUCGAUGAACAGGACAGGACAUAUGUUGCAUCUAUCGGCAAUUUCUUGCCACCCCCAUGUACAUUUUGCCAUCCACCAUAGUGUUCUUGGUUUCGUUCUCUCUCUUUUUAUUUUUUAUUUACACUUUGGGUUAUUGUUACUGAGAGAGGGAUUACAGAUAAUAAAGGUGAAUUCGUGGAGUAAAUAUACAA